UUACUUUUAUUCGAUCACCAUAUUACUGCUAGUGAUCAUGACAGCUACUCUGAAUAUUUGGGCUUUAGCAAAGUUAAUUGUUGGCAAACGAAGCAAUGUUAGAAGAGGCAGCAACACUGCCCGGUCCAAACGACAUAAUGAUGUGUAUAUCAUUAUUCUGCUAAUUGUAAUUUUUGUAGUGUUUGCUGUUUGCUGGUCACCAUUUGUGGUUCGGAUCAUUAUUUCCCAAAUUACUGGACGUCAUGAUAAAAUGGUGGACCUCGUUACUCUAAGGAUUGCAUCAUUUAACCAAAUAUUAGAUCCAUGGGUGUACCUGUUAUUCCGGAGAGAAAGCCUUAGAAGGCUCGUUGGACAAAUAAGUAAAUAUUUACCCGUGUCGAGCAAAGAAAGAUUUUUUGCACAACUGUUUAGUGCUUCAAGCUUUCACAAUACUCAGAUAGAAGCCGAUGAGAGCUCUGAUAAAAAUUCUGUUGAAGUCGGACAGAAAAGUUUGAAUUCUUCGGACUCAAAAACCUCAAUGAAAACUUUGGAAAUCACAGCAUUAUAGAUUACCGGAGUGAUAAUUUGCUUUUAAGAUAAUCACGAAGACAACAUAUGACUGGAAAACUAUGGAACUUAAAAGAAUAAGAUUAAUUUAAGAUAUACGAAUGUUAAGAGCUAAUUGCACAUAACGUUACUAGCUAUUUAUGAACAUUUUACGAUGCAAACAAAUUCGACUAGCAGUUUUUGAUUUUAUUUUUAAAUAAAAGUGUGACUGUAUAUUUGUUCUGCAAAACACAUGUUCGACAUGGAAGGAAAACUAUAUUACAAAAGUUCCAGAAAACGAAAAUUACAUGAUAUGUAUUCCUUAUUCAUAAAAGAAAUGCCUGGGACUUAAAACCCGAAAAAAAUGUUUACCUUUAGAAUGACAAGCAAUGAUAUUGUAACAUUAAUGUGGUUUUAAAGGCUAUAUUUAGCAAGUUAU
Messenger RNA from Mytilus trossulus (common blue mussel), 964 nucleotides. RefSeq names its product prostaglandin F2-alpha receptor-like. The transcript has 2 exons. NCBI's taxonomy places the organism in Eukaryota, Metazoa, Mollusca, Bivalvia, Mytilida, Mytilidae. Bases 38 to 547 code for a protein of 169 amino acids. Gene Ontology annotation, biological process: positive regulation of cytosolic calcium ion concentration; inflammatory response; adenylate cyclase-activating G protein-coupled receptor signaling pathway. Gene Ontology annotation, molecular function: G protein-coupled receptor activity. The record is from RefSeq and is a predicted model, not a curated record. Gene Ontology annotation, cellular component: plasma membrane.